CGCCCCGACCCAUCGAAACGCCGAAACGACGAGACGACGAGACGACGAGACGACGAGACGACGAGACGACGAGACGACGAGACGACGAGACGACGAGACGACGAGACGACGUGACUAAGAAACGACGAGAGAAUGGCUCCGAAAAGGACGGCGUCAGCCAUCCUACUGCACUCCCUCGGCCUCGUAUCAUUCGCCUACUCGUUCAGGCAUCUGGUUAGCAAUCCCAAUCCCGUGAACGAUUCAUAUGGAUGGCAUUUCCAGUUCUUGACCAUCCUGGGACUUGCUCUCGCAACAGCCACUUUUGUCGUGGGCCUCCUCGCAGACUUGACCGUGUCGCACACACUGUUCUCGAUCAAAAAUGCUCUGAGCAUGGCGAGCGCUCCUAUGGAGUGCCUCAUCAGCCUUUUAUACUGGGGCCUCCGAGCGAUCGACCCGAAACUCGUCUUACCUGACUGGGCGCCCCCGCUGGCAUUCGAAGCAGAUCUGUCGUUUCACGCCGUACCCGCCAUUGCCCUCGCACUCGACCUGCUCUUCUUUUCCCCGCCCUGGACGAUAACCUUUCUCCCCGCCCUCGGGCUCAGCGGAGUUAUAGCUUUUGGCUAUUGGUUCUGGAUUGAAAGAUGCUAUCAGUUCAAUGCCUUCUACCCCUACCCGAUCUUCGACCUUCUGUCCACCUCCCAGCGAAUCGGCCUCUUCGCCGGCUCCGCACUCAUGAUGGCGCUCUCGACGGUCGCACUGACAUGGCUGUACUCUGUGGUCAAUGGGAAAGACGUAAAAGAUGUAGUUGCAGAGGGUGUGACGAGGCCGAAGCGCGGGAAUGCGAAGGGAGAAUAAGCAGUCAAUGAAUGUGGCGGGUGUGUCAGUACGACAUGACCGAGCAAACGAUUCUUGUGCUGGGAUUUCGCGCUGACCGAGGGAUAAAAUGCGACAGUCGCCGACGAACGAAGCGGCAUCAGAUGCAGGAUCGGGCCAGAGCAUGUGCCUCGAGUGACUUCUCAUGGUUUCCAACUAAUGGGUAAGUAAUGGGGCACGUCGAAAGUCAUGUCGAGUCAGCGAUCUGAACAAAAUCGAAUCGCCGCUCACGAGCACAAUGACGAUGCACGAUACCGAACAAGGACACAGCCUGCUCCAUUGGGCCACUCCAUCUGGCUUUUUUAACAUUCUCGACUUCGUCGUUCACAAGAUGCGUCCAGAUGGUCGUGCUACAAGAACCAUUUCUCAUUGUGGCAUACGCAAGAUGUCGGGGUUCUGAGGACUUUGUGAAACUCCUCAGAGGUACGGUACUCAUGGUCGUGAAGAACUUCCAGGGCCUGCACAAUCGCCCAUACUCAGCGUGGACGGCGUUGAACGCUGGCUGAAUGGCUGCUCAUCAGUUGGAGCCUCCAGCCGUACGCACUGCCUCAGCAAGAUCAAGAACUGGUUUCCGUGGCCUAACUACACGCCAGCAACGCUCAGGCUGAUCUUUGAACCCAUACGCAAUGGCGAGCUUGAAAUUGAGCAUUUCGCCCAUCAGCUCGGUGCACCGCAAGUGUUUAGACGGCCGGCUGUGGUUAGUGUAGAUGCCGGCCGGCGACCUUCAAGGUCGCAGUGGCGUUCACCUAUGUCUGGCAUAGGUCCUCGACACUGCCUUCGCAAGCAAGCUACGCCAUACGCAUUUGACCUCACGUCAAGCUUGUCACAGACUUGCAGCUUGAAUCCAACUGAGAUGGUACUGCAGUCGGUGACCCAGGGUCAGUGUGCUGGCGCGCUGUGUUCUUGUUCUGGCCACAUGCUUGUCUUCGAGAAGGCAGUCUGAUUGAGAACGUUGCGGCCCAAUAUCUGCAUGGCACUCUCAUCGUCCGGCCUAGGAACACGUGUUUCAGGUAGGUGUUGCACGAACUGGCCUACCUGCAGGAACGCAAAGCCACUCACCACCACCUUGAUCGGAUCAGCGAGGCGAUUGCUUCAAGAGGAGGGCAGGCUCAACGACGUGGACUUGUUUCAUUGUGCAGACUGGACAGACUCUAACAAAUCCAAACGUCGUAUGCGAUCAUGGACGUGGGUACAAUAUCCAUCAACGGAUCAUUCGAGCAGCUUUACACAACUGGCCAACCGCUGCUCCAGUUGAUCUUGUUCCAGCCAAAGCGUUUGUCUCCAUCCGCAUAUCCAAUCGAGGUAUCCACAUAGUGAUAGACAAGGACCCAGCCAUUCUUCGGAUCGUUGUAAACAGAUUGCCCUCCGGGACCAUACACCCUGUCGUGCGACUCGAGCACGAUCGUACCACCACCAGAGGUACAGCUUGCCCCCGACUUGUCGACCUGGAUGAUGUCAGUCUUUCCCCUUGUGAAAUGCAAUGUUAUGAUGUGACUUACGAAGCCACCGGUCGCUGACGAUGAACGACACACUUUGAUCUUGUAUUCCUUGCCAGCCGCAGGUCGAGUCUUGUCGUAGCCACAGCAGGAUCCCCACGAGAAGAACAGAUAAUAGUAGUUCCCAUACUUGACCAUAUACGCUCCCUCCUCUGGCGACCCAUCGGUAGGGGUGUAGGCAAUAUUGACCGAAGUCGACCCCGAAGCGACGCCUGUUGGAGGACUCUUCAUUUGCACCUGAUAGAUGUCAUGCCAAAAGCUGCCGAAGUUCAAACGGUACGUCGACCCGUCUUUGAACAAAUUCGCAUCAAUUGCAUUGUACGGUUUUCCCGCUACGGAGGAAACACCCGCACUGCCCCGAUCAUUGAAGCUCCCACAGCUCAUAUCCGGCGAAGUCGCAAGUCCAAUCCCACUGACCUGGCUCCCAAACGACGACACGCUAUAAUAGACAUAAUACGUGCCAUCCACGAGACUCACAUCCGGAGCCCACAGAUCCGUUCCCGCGUUGCUUCCUUUUUGCACUUUGGCAGCCGUGUUCAACAUGGUACAGGCAAAAGUCCAAGGUCCGGAAAUGUCGGGGGCCGUGUGGAUUUGGAUCAGACCUCCUGUGGCGAAUUUGAAAUAUUUUCCAUCGCUGCUGCGUCGGAUGAUGGACGGGUCGUGUGAGUUGGUGCAGGUGCCUGUGCAGGCUUCUGGGUUGGCGUAGCCUGCUGCUAAGGGGGAUAGAGCGGAGAAGAGGGUGAGGAGGGAGAAAGGUUUGGACCACAUCUUGUUGGAGAGAAGAGGAAGUCAAGAAUGAGGGAGGGAGGGUGUGUCGGGAUACGACUCUCAAGAGAAUACGAGCCGAGACGGGAUGGGAUGGAAUGGGAUGGAAUGGGGGAGGUGGUGA
Messenger RNA from Sphaerulina musiva SO2202, 3237 nucleotides. RefSeq lists its product as uncharacterized. The record is from RefSeq and is a predicted model, not a curated record. Gene Ontology annotation, cellular component: endomembrane system; membrane. Lineage: Eukaryota; Fungi; Ascomycota; Dothideomycetes; Mycosphaerellales; Mycosphaerellaceae. The coding region runs from base 133 to 834 and encodes 233 amino acids. The transcript is spliced from 3 exons.